Wyeomyia smithii (pitcher-plant mosquito) is the source of this 1413-nucleotide messenger RNA. RefSeq lists its product as uncharacterized. The coding region runs from base 1 to 1413 and encodes 470 amino acids. Gene Ontology annotation, molecular function: nucleic acid binding. NCBI's taxonomy places the organism in Eukaryota, Metazoa, Arthropoda, Insecta, Diptera, Culicidae. The record is from RefSeq and is a predicted model, not a curated record. The transcript has a single exon. Gene Ontology annotation, biological process: DNA integration.
AUGGCACAGGCGGACUCAUACGGACCUGAAUUAAAGGUGCUAAUGCAUAACAAAGACCACCCAGUCACCGAGUGGCUUUCCCUGGAAAAAUCGAGCUGUCUAUAUAAGCUAUCGCCGCUUUUGGAUGAAACCAAUGUGGUCCGAAUGGAGGGACGAACAGAACGAGCGGAAUAUCUACCAUUUGAUUUGCGGUUCCCAAUCAUUUUGCCGGCUGAAAAUGCAGUAACGAAAUUGCUGGCCCAUCAUUAUCACUCAAAAUUUGGCCAUGGAUACCGCGAAACGGUAAAAAAUGAGUUGAAGCAAAAAUAUUUAAUACUGAAGGUUGAUGCAUUGGUCCGAAGAGUGUCUUCGUCAUGCAUGUGGUGUAAAGUUCAGCGAAACAAACCACAAUGUCCCAGAAUGGCACCGCUACCGGUGCAGAGACUUGCGCCGUAUCUUCGGCCGUUUAGCCACGUCGGCGUCGACUAUCUGGGUUCAUUCGAGGUGACAGUGAAUCGCCAUGUGGAAAAAAGAUGGAUCGCGUUGUUCACUUGCCUAGUGAUGCGGGCUGUACACGUGGAAGUCACGUAUGGGCUGACGACCCAGUCUUGCUUGAUGGCGAUUAGGCGGUUUAUGGGUAGACGAGGUCCACCAACCGAGUUCUUUUCGGACAACGGGACAAAUCUGCGAGGAGCUAGUAAGGAAGUGGUAAAGACCAUUCAUGAUGUCGCAAAAGAUUGCGCAGGGGAGCUAACGAACGCACAAACCAGAUGGUCGUUCAAUCCACCCGCGACCCCACAUAUGGGUGGUGUUUGGGAGCGGCUGGUGCGUUCGGUCAAGGAGGCGUUGACGGUGCUUAACGAAGGGAAGCGGCUCACGGACGAAAUUUUGCAGACCAGUAUCGUUGAGGCAGAGGAUAUAAUAAACUCCCGCCCGCUCACGUAUGUGUCUCAACAAUCUGGAGAAACGUAUGCGUUGACACCGAAUCAUUUUUUGCGAGGGGUUUCACCCAACGAACCAUGUAGCGUUCCCCCUUCCCCGCGUCCAGCAGAAGCUCUGCGCGACUCAUAUAAACGAACGCAACAAAUAGCGGACGAAAUGUGGACACGUUGGAUAAAAGAAUAUAUCCCAUCAGUAAACCAGAGAACGAAAUGGUUCGAAGAAUCACGACCUCUCAAGGCAGGAGAUUUGGUAUAUGUUACCGACGGCAACGCAAGGAAAUCAUGGGUUAGGGGGAUUGUAGAGGAGCCAAUUGUCUCGAGUGAUGGAAGGAUUCGACAAGCGUGGGUUCGCACCAAGACGGGAUUGAUAAAAAGAGGAACCACAACAUUGGCGGUGUUGGAAAUUAGUGACAGCAACACUGGGCCGGAUAUAGACCGGACCAGAGUUACGGGCCGGGGGAUGUUCGGGACAACACCGUUGGACCACCCGUAG